This is a messenger RNA of Adineta steineri, 1245 nucleotides long. NCBI's taxonomy places the organism in Eukaryota, Metazoa, Rotifera, Eurotatoria, Adinetida, Adinetidae. The record is from the annotation of a GenBank genome assembly.
AUGACACAGAAAUCGGAAGCACUUUCACAUUAUAUGAAAACUCUUGAAAUCUGUCAACAAACACUUUCUCCAAAUCAUAUUUCAUUGGCAACAUCCUACAAAAAUAUGGGUGAUUAUAUAAACGAACUUUCAUUUUAUGAGAAAGAGUUGGAAACCUAUCGACAAAAACCUCCAUCGGAUUCUCAUGACUUAGCUCAAGCUUACAAAAAUGUCGGCACAACAUAUAUGAACAUGGAAGAAUAUUCGAAAGCAUUCUUAUUUAUGGAAAAAUGUCUUGAAAUAUUGGAGAAAACAUUAUCUCUGUCUCAUUUCCAAUUAACUGAAGUCUACAGCAACAUUGGUUCGGUUUAUUACAACAUCGAAGAGUACACAAAAUCACUUUUAUUUUAUGAAAAAGCUCUCGAAAUUCAACAACAGAUACUUCCUGUCGAUGAUGUUACUUCUGCUGAACGUUAUAAUAUGAUUGGUUUUGUCUAUUAUCAGAUGGAGGAGUAUACGAAAGCAAUUCCAUUUUUUACAAAAUCCAUUGAAAUUUUAGAGAAAACAUCACCUAUACAUGAUUCUAAUUUGACUCAGUUUUAUCACAACAUUGGAGUGGCUCAUUCUAACAUUGGAAAAUAUACAGAAGCUAUUUUGUUUUUUGAAAAAUCCAUCGAAAUUAACGAACGAAUUCGCAUUCCAAAUCAUUCUUUGUUGACUGCAUCCUAUGAUAAUAUACGUUUCGCAUACAAUGCGCUAAGAGAUUACAUGAAAGCACUUACAGUUUCGAAAAAAGUUCAUCACAUCUAUGAACAAACAUUUCCUCUCAAUUAUUCUUUGUUGAGUGUGUCCUGCAACUAUAUCGCAAUGAUCUAUUACGAUAUGAGCGAAUAUUCAGAUGCACUUUCAUUUCUUGAAAAAUCUCUGUCCAUCUUGAACGAAAUACAUUCGUCAUCUCAUAUUGAUUUAGUUCUAUGUUACAACAAUAUUGGUUCAACGUAUCAUAAGAUGGGUGAAAAUUUGAAAGCUCUAUCAUUUCAUGAACGAGCUCUUGAGACAAAUCAACAACUAGUCCCACCGGAUCUCUCUUUUAUGGCACAUUCUUACAAUAAAAUUGGUUUAGUUUAUAUGGAUAUAGAAGAAUAUUCGAAAGCACUUUUAUUUCAUGAAAAAGCACUUGAAUUAUACCAGGAAAUACUACCACUGAAUCAUUCCGACAUUGAAUCAAGCAAACAAUACAUAGAAAAUGCCAAAAAUAAACUCUAA